Molecule: messenger RNA, 1988 nt
Organism: Limanda limanda (common dab)
Lineage: Eukaryota; Metazoa; Chordata; Actinopteri; Pleuronectiformes; Pleuronectidae
Gene: strap
Product: serine/threonine kinase receptor associated protein
Exons: 9
Coding region: 311-1300 (329 amino acids)
Biological process (GO): spliceosomal snRNP assembly
Cellular component (GO): SMN complex
Molecular function (GO): protein binding; RNA binding
Source: RefSeq, a predicted model, not a curated record
UACAUGUCUGUGAGGGAGCUGCGCCGCGUUGCACGUUGCUAGUUAGUUGCAAUGUUGUAGCUAUUAGCACGACAGCAUUUCUUUCUCUGGGAGGGAGACGUGACAUUUACACCGACAACCCCGCGGAGUCCAUUCUCAGGCAUUCACCGUCCACUCAGCCGCCGGCGAACGGAGACCCCCUCAACAAGAUACCCUCUAGCUUGUGCCUUUCUCCGAGCUCCCCGCUAGCCUUACCAGCUAGCCAGUUAGCCGCUAGCCUUCCCCCGUCUCCUCUCCGUGCUCAAACCGUCUCCUGCCCGGCUGCUGGACCAUGGCGAUGAGGCAGACUCCGCUCACCUGCUCAGGUCACACCCGGCCUGUGGUGGACUUGGCCUUUAGUGGAAUCGCUUCCACUGGCUAUUUCCUCAUCAGCGCCUGUAAAGAUGGCAAACCCAUGUUGCGCAAUGGAGACACAGGGGACUGGAUCGGAACGUUUCUGGGUCACAAGGGCGCAGUCUGGGGAGCCACACUGAACUCAGACGCCACCAAAGCUGCCACCGCCGCCGCUGACUUCACAGCAAAGGUGUGGGACGCAGUGAGUGGAGACGAGCUCCUCACACUGGCACACAAGCACAUUGUCAAGUCUGUCAACUUCACUAAGGACAGCAACUAUCUGCUGACGGCGGGUAAUGACAAGCUACUGCGGAUUUAUGAUCUCAGCUGCCCUGAAGAAGCACCACAGGAGAUUGCAGGUCACACAUCAGCAAUAAAGAAGGCUUUGUGGUGUAAUGACGACAAGCAGAUCCUCUCAGCUGCUGAUGACAAAACCGUUAGGCUUUGGGACAGGACUUCCAUGGAGGUGGUGAAAACAUUGACGUUUGACUCAUCUGUGAGCAGCAUGGAGUACAUGGCGGAUGGAGAGAUUGUCGUGAUUACUUACGGAAAGACAAUCGCUUUCUACAACGCCCUUAGCCUGGACCCAAUCAAGAAUGUGGAGGCCUCAGCUUCCAUUAACUCAGCCUCCCUCCACCCAGACAAGGACUUCUUUGUUGCCGCUGGAGAAGACUUCAAGCUCUACAAAUUUGACUACAGCUCUCAGGAAGAACUGGAGUCCUAUAAGGGUCACUUUGGUCCAGUCCACUGUGUGCGGUUCAGUCCAGAUGGUGAGCUGUAUGCUAGUGGCUCUGAAGAUGGGACUCUUCGACUGUGGCAGACGGCGGUGGGGAAAACCUACGGCUUGUGGAAGUGUGUCCUCCCUGAGGACCUUGGGGCAGAGAACUCUGAGCAGCUGUGUCCACAAGUCCCUGAGAUCAAAGCUUGAGGAGCAAGCAGUAAAGUUUGGAAACGGGAUGAGAAGAGAAAAGGAAAGGAGACGAACCGAGAGGUGUUCCAGUGUGUUCUAUCAGGCCCCAGCGAGGAGCAGAGUCUAGAACAUCUCCAUCCACCAGGAACUGAUGUGGAUAUCAUGACUGCCCUGUCUGUCAGACCAGUCAUCUCUCGCACACAAACACACAAGCACUGAUUUUAUGCAGUCAUAUGGAUAGUAUGGGUUGGAGAGUAAAGCAGUAGAUCUGUGAAUGUCUCUCGUUCAUCGCUGCCUGCCUUCUCUCUGGUCAGCCCAGUUCUGUCCAUCUAAACAUAUUUUUUACUUCUCUUUACCCUCAAACCCUUAAUUCCCCCCAAACCACAUGAUUUAAGAUCAAUUUUGGUUCCAAAAUUAAAGUAAUUGAGCUGGACCAAGGCCUUUGUUUUUCGGUUCAUACUUACAAAAGACUGGCGAUAGAUGCACUGUGUGUGCUAAAAGGUGCUUUCAUUUUUUUGAAAACCUUGCUUUGAGUAUUCGCUGCUGUUGUACUGAUUGAGAAUAUAAUAUUUAGUGUCCAAAUAAAAGAGAAUCAUGUUUAGUGACAAGGUGGAAAGGGAUAAAAUGUCAUUGAAUUUUUCCCACAUUUUGGGUUCUGUCUUCAUUUGUGUCCAAUUAUGAAAUAAACCAGUGCAUUACUGUUUUA